Messenger RNA from Protobothrops mucrosquamatus (brown spotted pit viper), 2283 nucleotides. Its product is annotated as A-kinase anchor protein 4-like. Bases 1 to 2283 code for a protein of 760 amino acids. Gene Ontology annotation, molecular function: protein kinase A binding. The record is from RefSeq and is a predicted model, not a curated record. Gene Ontology annotation, cellular component: cytoplasm; sperm principal piece; sperm fibrous sheath. Lineage: Eukaryota; Metazoa; Chordata; Lepidosauria; Squamata; Viperidae. Gene Ontology annotation, biological process: intracellular protein localization. The transcript is spliced from 2 exons.
AUGUCUCAGGAAGUUGAUUGGUUACACAGCCAAGCAGGUGUGUGUAAGGUAGACCUCUAUAAUCCUGGAGGAGGAAAGGACCAGGAACGCAAAGUGAUUUGUUUUGUCGAUGUUUCCAGUCUGAACAUUAAGCAAACAGAUGAUACAGAUAAAGAUGCUGCUGGCCAGUCUAAAAGCAGUGAAUCUGCCACAGGGCUUGAUCUGGGGAAAAUGCAGGACAAAGAGGUCAUCGUAAUAAAAGACAGUGACACGCCAGAACAGUCUAAGACAGAAGGAGCAGUUUGUCUGUUCAAACAAGGUUCAACUGAAGAGCUUAAUGUUGUGUCCUGGCUUUUUGACGACCUGCAAAAAUAUGCAUGUGGAUUUCAGCAUGCACUAUCCCCUUCAACGGCCCCUCCUGCACAAAAGCCAUCGGCAGCUGACAGGAUGUCCCAGAAUAACAACAAUACAGCUUUCAAAGCUUCUGAAGGACAAAAAGCACCAUCAGACGAAGUAGCAAGCACUGUCCAAAAGCUGUGUACUUUGGUUAUGCAGAUGGCAAGUAAAGAGAUCUCUGAAAAUCUGGAAGAUGCUGCCAGCAAAUGUAUACGCCAGGCAAUUUAUGCUACUAAAGAUGGGAAAGCUCUUAAUGCCUCUGGUUCUGUAAGUAAGGUUGCAUCCAAGAUGGGUAAAGGACUCCCCAAGAAAACAUCGCUUUUUUAUGGUGAGCUAUGUUCCAACCAAAGCGAAUCAACACCAGAAGAAGAAGGAAGAUCAACACAUGCCCAUCUGAUACAUCCAAGAAAACAGUCGUCCUGCAAUGAUGGCACUAGUUCUUUUAACAAAGGGCUAAUGGUAUAUGCAAACAAAAAUGCUAAGGAUAUGACGUUUUCAUUUGUGAAUGCAACCAAGAUACACAAAAGGCCACCACUCCCAGCCUGUGUGAUUCUGAAGAGAGUGUUUCUCAAACACACAAGGGAUGUCAUAUCAGACUUAAUUGACUCCACCAUGAAAAAUCUGCAUAAUGUCACUGGAGUCCUGAUGACAGACUCAGAUUUUGUGACUAUGGUGAAGAAAAACCUCUUCAAUGCAGGAACUCAGAAGUCAACUGAGAUUUUAGAAGCAAUGGUAUUAAGAAUGUAUAAUGCUUUGAUGUCGGAUACUAAGGACAGAGGGCAUAGUCUUGUAUACUCCUUAUUGAAAACAGGAUGUUCAUUAGACCCCAAUUCUCCAAAUAUGCACUUUGCAUCUUUGAAGGGUGGGGUCCAUAUGAGGGAAAAGGGAAAGCAAGAAGGACAGACAUCAGCACAAAAAGUAGGUGAAACGAUAAUUAAGGAUGGAAUUAGCAUGUUGAGAUCAAGAGCAGGAGGCAAAGGUCCAGACAGGGGAUGUCAUGAUAAGAGGCCAGAAAAAAGUAGCUCUACCACCGAGUUUCUAGCAAAAGACCUCAUUUUGACAGCUUUAAUGCUGAUACAACAACAUCUCUUAACGCAGUACAAAGAGCCCGUUUGUGAGUCAAAUACGUCUUCAUUUGGAUUUUAUGAAAAGGGAGGCAAACAUGGUUCUAAAUCUCAUAGUUUCAGGAGUGAUCCACAACAGCAAGAAUACCAGAGGGGGGAAAUACAAAGCGCCCUUCUAUCAAUCAUCCAGAAGGUCCUACAAGAGGCUGGUUUCAAUGUAGAUGAGUGUGAAAUAAGCAAGAAUCCCAAGCAAAACUCGUAUGAAGAUAGAUCUAGUCGAAAACCCCCAUCCAGACAGAAUGGUUCAGAUGUGGAUUCUGAAAAUAUGGAGCAAAUAAACAAGAAGUUCAUUGAUCAGCUGAUGGAAUCUGUGAUGAAGCUCUGUAUGUACAUGACUAAAAGCCCUGAUUUUGUUGUUGAAGAUUACUCUGACGAGCAAGGCACAUACAUCACAGCAAGAAACAAAGGCAUGUCAACUCCAGAUUCAAUGUUAUCCCAGAAACCUCCACGAACUAAUAUCGGAAAACCGCUCGUGCCGGCUGGUUCUGAGGUGAUCGUAAACAACCAGAGCUCUAACACCAGCUCGCAGAACAGAGAACUCCAGGCUGUCCUCCAGUGGAUGGCUGCUUCUCAUUUCCAAGUGCCCAAUCUCACGUUCAUGAAUGAGAACGAUGACGAGCUGAAGAAGCUUCCACAACUGGCUGACAAAGCAGCCAAGAAAGGUGCGAGUGUGGGGGAUAUUUUGCAGGAGGUAAUGAAGUAUUUCGAGAAACAACAGGUUGAUGCCGCUGUGGGAAAUAUGCCUCGUUGCGGACUACUUGACUGGUUGCUUGCUAAUCUGUAG